This is a messenger RNA of Helianthus annuus (common sunflower), 1383 nucleotides long. RefSeq names its product bromodomain-containing protein 4-like. Bases 1 to 1383 code for a protein of 460 amino acids. The transcript is spliced from 2 exons. Lineage: Eukaryota; Viridiplantae; Streptophyta; Magnoliopsida; Asterales; Asteraceae. The record is from RefSeq and is a predicted model, not a curated record.
AUGGUUACUGCAUUUGGGUUGAACAAAAAGUAUAAUUUUUCAAGAAUCAUCUUCCAUUACAUGAAGGAGAACAUUACUUCUGGCAGCAAAACCUGGAUUUAUCCAAGAUUUGUACAAAUGAUUCUUGAUCAUGCUUAUCCGGAUUUAGAGAAAGAUGAAAGUAAUGAUUUGUUGGCAUUGUAUCAUAUGGAUAAUGAGACGUUGAUUGUAUUAUCCAGGUAUCACAAAAAUCAUCCAGAAUCAAAAACAAAGGCAGGAUUCUUUGGAUUCAUCAAAGAUGCUAAUUACAAAGAUCCAGAUCCAGUUGAUCAUCAGAGAUGGAGAAAUGAUAAAGAGAUGAAAGAACCGAGUGCAGCUGAUGAACUUACAAAGUUAGCAGAUUUCAAAGAAACUCGAAAUGAGUGGUUUUUGAAAGAAGAAAAGAAGAAAAGGAGUAGAAAGACAACUCCUAAAGUUCAAGUAGAAGAAGGUUCAUCUUCACAACCUAAAAUGAAGCGUAAAAAGAAAGUAGUUGAGACUAUGCUGGUCGAUGAACCAGAGGAAGAUGAAACUGAAGCAGAUACUGAAAGAGAUCAAGUUCGUUUAUCCCCAGAAUCUGAACGAUUAUUGAAAGCUCUUAAUGAAAGUUUUGAAGCAGAUAAAGCAACUGGUGAGGAAGGUGACAAUGAAGAGAAAAGUUCAUCAAGCUCAUCUGAAUCAGAGAUUGAUGAAAAUGAACAGCAUGUUCAAAAAGAGGUUCAAACACCACCGUCUGAGGGUAGGAAGAAGUCUAAUGCAAGGAAACGUGUUCAAUCUCCAGCUGCUCGAAAGUUGACAAUCAAGUUGAAUCCUAAACGUGCAUCAAAAUCAAAGCAACCUACUCCACCAAAACAACCUACACCACCAAAACAACCUACACCACAACAACAACCAUCACCACAUCAAUCACCACCACAACAACCAUCACCACCACAUUCAUCACCACAACCCCGUAUCUCUACACCUACACAUGAACAACCUGUUAUCACCUUACAACAUAUUCUACAAACACCUCCAACCACACAAUCACAAGUACAAACCACUCCUUGUUCUUCUGGUUUCAAGGAUUUUCCACGUGUUCCUGAGAAUAUUGGUCUUGAAGAUAUUGGAGAUUUCAGUUUUGUGAACGAUGAGCUUGUGAAGAAGCUGCAACAGAAGGUAGAAGAAGUAUUAGUUGAGAAUAAGAAAUUGGUAGAUCGUGAAAAGAAGCUAGAAAAGCGUGUAAAAACAGUUGAAUCUGAAAAUUCCUCACUGUUGAAAAAGGUUGAAGCUGAUCAAGCUGAGAUUGAUAUUAUGAAAGUUAAAAUUCAGAGUUGGAAGAGGAAAAAGCUCGCAGAGAUGAGCAGAAUGAAUAUUUCAAGUUAA